Molecule: messenger RNA, 1385 nt
Organism: Bipolaris maydis ATCC 48331
Lineage: Eukaryota; Fungi; Ascomycota; Dothideomycetes; Pleosporales; Pleosporaceae
Product: ubiquitin fusion degradation protein UFD1-domain-containing protein
Cellular component (GO): VCP-NPL4-UFD1 AAA ATPase complex
Molecular function (GO): polyubiquitin modification-dependent protein binding
Source: RefSeq, a predicted model, not a curated record
AUUGUUUGGUCUUUGUGUCCCGAUCUCACGUGCCUUUUCCUUCUCGUGUCUUCCUCGCACCAUUGCAUCCCCUUCGCGCCCUGAUUACUAAUUUGGAAUGUUCAACCCAAACUUUUACGACCAAGACGACCCCAUGGCCAUGUAUCAGGCUAUCCGACGCGGCGGCGGCGCACCUAGGCGCUUUGACGAGUACUUUCGUUGCUACCCCAUUGCCAUGCUGCCCGGCCCAGAGCGCCCAGAGGCAAACCACGGCGGAAAGGUGUUCCUUCCUCCCAGCGCUCUCGACAAGCUCACCAGGCUGCACAUUACAUAUCCUAUGCUCUUCGAGCUUAUCAACGGAAAACAAGACGGGAAGAAGACACAUGCAGGUGUGCUAGAGUUCAUUGCGGAAGAGGGAAAGAUCUACCUGCCAUACUGGUUGAUGGAGACGCUCAAGCUGGAGCCUGGCGAUCUCUUACAAGUCAAGUCGACCGACAUACCUCUCGGCACCUUUAUCAAGUUGCAACCGCAAGAUUCUUCUUUUCUCGAAAUCUCGGAUCCAAAGGCUGUGCUUGAAAACGCGUUUCGGAACUUCUCAUGUCUUACCACGGGCGACAUCUUUACUUUUGCUUACAACGACAAUGUAUACAGUAUAGCUGUGCUCGAAACCAAGCCAGAACAUCCAAGCAAGGCUGUAUGCACCAUCGAGACGGAUCUGUCGGUCGACUUUGCACCACCAGUGGGCUACCAAGAGCCGCAGAGGACGAGCGGGACAAGCACCCCACGCAGUGGAAAGGGUGUCAUGACUGGCAAGGGCGGUACUCUGCACCCGCACGGCACCAUGGCGGAUGCAAUCAACUAUGCGGCCAUUGCGCCAUCAGCAACCACUGCCGCCAAUGGGGCAAAAGCAACAUCAUCCAAUUUCCUCACAACCGGUCACAAGCUCCUUAAGAAGGGAAGCAAGGCACCCACGCCGCAAGCCUCUACACCGGUCGCAGGCCAAUCCACCAAUCCACCCCCUACCGUGCGACGCACAAAUGGACCACAGCCCCUUAGGUUACCCCCCAAUAAGCUGUUCUUUGGGUAUGAAAUUACGCCGCUCAAGAACAAGGAAGAGGCAGGCGAGCAAAAGGAGUCGAAGCACUUUGAAGGUGGAGGCCAAACGCUGCGAAAGAAGAAGGGGGAUAAAUAAAGUGCAUCGGCUGGCGUUGGUUUGGAGGGUGUGGGUUCGCCUUGCGAUAUUCAGUGCUCGGAACAGGAGAAGGGCAUUUUAUUGGCGUUGAUUCAAAGGGAUGAUGGGUGGGAGGAAAUACGGGCACAUGGCGUUUUUUCUUUUGGCACCGAUACCUUUAUGGUGGUUUAGAAGAGAUUUAUGGAAAAACUACAUUUACUUCUUUUCUCUCUUU